Eupeodes corollae is the source of this 1357-nucleotide messenger RNA. RefSeq names its product DNA ligase 1-like. The transcript has 4 exons. Lineage: Eukaryota; Metazoa; Arthropoda; Insecta; Diptera; Syrphidae. The record is from RefSeq and is a predicted model, not a curated record. Bases 192 to 1250 code for a protein of 352 amino acids.
GUUGUUUUUUGUUUGCACGAAUGUUGACGAAUUGAAAAUUGCUUGCACAUCAUUUUCAUUCAUUAUUUUCUUUUCAUGCGAAACCGAAACAGGAAAAAAUCAUUUUCCAGAGGCCAGAGAAAAUCUAUGUACUACAUUUUCCCUGUUGAUCAGUUUUUUACUGUUUGAAAAGCAAGGCAACCAAGAGAAAAAUGGAUUUAGAUAUCGAUGAACAAAAAGUUUUCAGUGUUAGAAAACUGAGAAAAACUUUGAAUGUUUCAAAAACAAAAAGGUCGCGAAGAAAAUCAAUUAGACGCCCGCGAAAUACAACAAGAAAAUGGAAAGUGGCAGAGGAACUUGUGAUUUUGGAUUAUUUUCGAAAUGUUAUCCGACAGAAUCAAGAAAUUGAGAAACCAACAGCGGAUGUGUUCUAUGCGAAACUCAUUGAAGAUCUGAAGCUUGAAGACGCCUCACCAACGCAGACUAAAAAUAAAGUCCGUCAUUUGAGGGAUUCCUAUAUCAGAGCUGUGAAGUGGAUGCAACAAACUGGACAAGAUACAAGUAGCAGUUGGGUUCGUCAGUGUGUUCUUGAGAUUUGUACGCAUUAUGAUAUCUUGUCGGAAAUCUAUGGCGAUAAACUGGAUAUUGACUCAUCAAAAGUACAACCAAAGCACUAUUUUGAGACCAGUAGAGAUGCCGUAGGUGAGCCCAGAGAUGAAGAUUCCGGUCGGGAAUUUGUGAGCUAUGAACCUGAUAGCGAGAAUGAGAACGAGAAUUCAAACCAACUAAUGAAGCAAGAUAUCGACGAUGAUGAUGAGCCGCUACAACAGAGCCCUUCCAACAAGAAUGAGGGCAUAGGUGAUGAAUCUCUUCAUUGUUUCAAACAAUUCCUCUCAUCUACGUCAGAAGCUAUCAAUCGAGCAUUCCCAUCACCUGCACCCAGCUUAGCAUCGUCAGAGCCACACCGACCAAAGAAAGUUUCUCCAAAGAACGAAGCACAUUCGGCAUUUGAAGAGAAAUGGAAAAUCGAAGAAUUGAAACUGCAACAGGAAAGAUUACAGUUGGAAAAAUUGAAACAAGAAUGGCAAAGAGACAUUAAGGAAAAAGAAUUAGAAGUAAGACGAAAAGAAAUCGAAACCAAUGAAAGACUAAGGAUUUUAGAAAUCGAAAAGGAGGAACGAAUGGAGAAAUUUAAGAUAGAACAAGAAUGUAAGCUACAGCUGGAACUGGCUAGCAUUAAAAAUUCAGAUUCAAAGAGUAGUAGUUCAUAAGCUAAGUGUAAUUUUUGUGGAUAUGUACUUUAUAGCCGAAUUAGAUUUACUUAGGUCAUAUUAUUUAAUAACGUUCCAAUAAGAUAUAAUUUACAAGCAAACUAGAA